CAUCCCAAGGAUCCCAGAUAACUAAGACCCUGCGGUGACGUAAUGAAAAAAGCUACCAGAGGUGCGUUCAGUUCGCUUGAACGUUUGCUACGUUGCAGAACGGUUUGUACUGAACGACACGUUUCCCCAAAACGGUAUUGUACGUUCUUGAACAGACUUAAGCCAACUAACUAAGGAAGGGUUAUGUUUGCUACCGUUUGGUGGUGUGGCGAAUGGCCAUACUGACAGGGUUCCCCUACCCAUAACCAUUCCCCGUUAAUCAACCUGUCGGUCAGUACAUCGGCAUUUCAGUUCAAUUAAAAGUUUCAGAACGUAAAAACGUACUGAACGCAGCCCUUGAUUCUCUUGACAAGCAGCUGAACAAUUUGGAAACUUUCCCGAACUAACUCAAAGACAAAAGGAAAAAUUACUAAAAGUAGGGCCUACGUCGUUAUUUUCUCUUUUAUAAACGUGUCUAGGUGUUCAAAUGUGGAAUUAUUGAUGGAUUCACGGUAUGAAAUCCAACGGAGGGCCGGUGGUGGAUCAGCGAAUGCUUCCCCGGCUCUGGGGGCACAGUCUCGCCGCAGGAAGAUGCCGCCCAGACCCGCCGAUUAUAAACUUCAGAUCAUUAUCAUUGGCUCCCGUGGAGUAGGCAAAACCAGUCUAAUGGAGAGGUUUACCGACGACACCUUCUGUGAAGCAUGUAAAUCAACCGUUGGGAUACAGCUGGUCAGGAGAGGUUCAACAGUAUAACCUCAGCCUACUACCGUGGGGCCAAAGGCAUAGUACUGGUCUAUGACAUCACCAAGCAGGAAACGUUUGACGACCUUCCCAAGUGGAUGAAGAUGAUCGACAAGUAUGCUUCAGAAGAGGCAGAGCUGCUGCUGGUGGGGAACAAGCUGGACUGUGAGACGGACCGCAUCAUCACUAAACAGACUGCGGAGAGGUUUACCUCCAGGAUAUCUGGGAUGCGUUUCUGCGAGGCUAGUGCCAAGGAUAACUUUAACGUGGAGGAGUGCUUUCUGAAACUAGUGGACGACAUUCUAGCAAAGAUGCCUCUAGAGAUUCCCAACAGGAAGCUCUCCAACAGCAUCCUGUCUCUGCAGCCUGAACCAGAAGUGCCUCCCGAGCUCAACCCGCCACGCAUGCACUGUUGCUGAGAUGACUCCCCUCUCAACUCUCCAUCACAUCCCCCUCGACCACACCCCCCUCGACCACACCCCCCUCAACUACACCCCCUCGACUACACCCCCCUCGACUACACCCCCCUCGUCUACACCCCCCUCGUCUACACCCACCUCGACCACACCCCCCUCGUCUACACCCCCCUCGUCUACACCCCCUCGUCUACACCCCCCUCGACCACACCCCCCUCGACCACACCCCCCUCGUCUACACCCCCUCGUCUACACCCCCCUCGUCUACACCCCCCUCGUCUACACCCCCCUCGACUACACCCCCCUCGUUCUACACCCCCCUCGACUAUAUCUCUCCUCUCAACCAUUCUGGCCACCAGAGUGCAGCACAACCAAGCAGAAGUCCGAUAUCAGGAGGAGGAGAGUGAAGGCUGCAUUCCAAAUGGAAAUAGCUUCCAUAUAUAUAUAUAUAGUGCACUACUUUGUACCAGCGGCCUUUUAUAAGGCAUAGAGUGCCAUUUGGGAUGCAUCCGAAGAGUCAGUUGUUGCUGCAAGGAGCUUUGUACCCUCUGCUCUGACACCCCUUCUCUGAUCGAUGCUGUCACACCCCUUCUCUGACCCCCUUCUCUGAUCGAUGCUGUCACACCCCUUCUCUGACCCCCGCUCUAACCCCUUCUCUGAUCGAUGCUGUCACUUCCCUCUCUGACCCCUUCUCUGACCCCUGCUCUGACCCCCGCUCUAACCCCUUCUCUGAUCGAUGCUGUCACUUCCCUCUCUGACCCCUUCUCUGACCGAUUCGGCAUACUCUCAUUUCUACUUCUAUCCCGUAGCUGUAUGAUAUGACACGUCACACUAACACCCCCCCCCCACGUCCCUUUGUCUACACACACCUGUCCACGGACACCUGUCCACGGACACCUGUCCACGCGCACCUGUACACACGCACCUGUACACACGCACCUGUACACACGCACCUGUACACACGCACCUGCCCAGACUACCUCAUCCACGGGCCUGCUUGGCUAGCUGUGCCUCGCAGCCAAGUGCCUUCUAGGUAGAGAUUCCUCUGGUUAUAUAUACACACACACACACACACACACGCACACACAGACACACACACAUGGGGACAACUUGAGAAAGAAGAGGAACACACACACACCUGACUUCACUGAGGGAGUGGAGCUCCUGACCCUGCACUAAGUAUAUCUUACCUCUGAAGUCAGUAUUCUCUACUGUACAGGAAGGAACAUGGAUUCUCCUCAUCUAAAGUCAGUAUUCUCUACUGUACAGGAAGGAACAUGGAUUCUUGUCAUAUUGCACACUGCAACAUUAGAUAGAAAAUCUUCUCGUAUAUAGUUUCACAUAGACCGUUUUAACCCUGAUUUAUCACGUAGUAACUUGAAUUAGAUCCAGUAUUGGGUCUAGAGUCAGAUGAAAACAACAUGUUGAGAAAAGCUGUCUUUCAGGGCUGAAGUAAUCUAGAUAUACUUAGAAAACGGUCUUGGAUUGGACUCAUUUUAAAUCGACAGGAUCCUCGUGAAGAAUUGUGUGUAUUUACACAACCAAUAAUGACACAGCCUUAACAGUAGUUGGUUUGUUGUGUGUGUCGCCGUUCAUUUCUGUCUGUCUUGCCUUACAGUAUUAUAAGAGUGUCUUAGAAUGGUUUCCUGGUCUGUUUGUUCAUUGUACUGUUUUGCACUAUAAUCGAUGACAGCUAGUUAAACUCCUAUGCUAAAAUGUGGGUGGGGGGGAGUGCAAAUAUAAAGUAUUAAAUUAGUUAGCAGCACUAAUAAUGAUGAAUAAAAACAAACCUUGUUUCAAUGUUGAACCCUAUCAGUACUAUUCAUUAGUGCACACCGUAGCAAAAUGUUUUUUUGCAACGGAGACAAGUUUUUCUGAUUGGACAAUUCAGAUAGUCCCCUGUUUCAGUCUGUUUUCUUCUGUUUUGGUGCCUAGUGACAAUGUUUUUGAGUGGACAGAAGUGCAGUGGCUGAUGGGUAGUGUAGUUUUUGAGGCAUCUACGUACAGUCACUAUGAAGACAGGAGGAGGCUACGUACAGUCACUAUGAAGACAGGAGGAGGUAGCUACGUACAGUCACUAUGAAGACAGGAGGAAGUAGCUACGUACAGUCACUGAAGACAGGAGGCUACGUACAGUCACUAUGAAGACAGGAGGAGGCUACGUACAGUCACUAUGAAGACAGGAGGAGGUAGCUACGUACAGUCACUAUGAAGACAGGAGGAAGUAGCUACGUACAGUCACUAUGAAGACAGGAGGAGGCUACGUACAGUCACUGUGAAGACAGGAGGUAGCUAAGUACAGUCGCUAUGAAGACAGGGGGCUACGUACAGUCACUAUGAAGACAGGAGGAGGCUACGUACAGUCACUAUGAAGACAGGAGGAAGUAGCUACGUACAGUCACUAUGAAGACAGGAGCUACACUAUAUACACAACAGUAUGUAGACCCCUUUCGAAUGAGUGGUUUGGCUAUUUCAGCCACACCCGUUGCUGACAGGUGUAUAAAAUCGAGCACACAGCCAUGCAAUCUCCAUUGACAAUCAUUGGCAGUAGAAUGGCCUUACUGAAGAGCUCAGUGACUUUCAACGUGGCAUCGUAUUAGGAUGCCACCAUUCCAACAAGUCAGUUUGUUAAAUCUCUGCCCUGCUAUAGCUUCCCCCGGUCAACUGUAAGUGCUGUUAUUGUGAAGUGGACAUUUCUAGGAGCAACAACGGCUCAGCCGAGAAUUGGUAGACCACACAAGCUCACCGAACGGGACCGCCGAGUGCUGAAGGACAUUGUGCAUAAAAAUGGUUUGUCUUCGGUUGCAACACUCACUAUCAAGUUCCAAACUACUUCUCGAAGCAAUGUCAGCGUAAUAACUGUUCGUCGGGAGCUUCAUGAAAUGAGUUUCCAUGGCCGAGCAACCGCACACAAGGCUAAGAUCACCAUGCACAAUGUCAAGCGUCGGUUGGAGUGGUGUAAAGCUCACCGCGAUUGAAACUCUGGAACAGUGGGAACGGGUUCUCUGGAGUGAUGAAUCAUACGUCACCAUCUGGCAGUCCAACGGAAGAAUCUGAGUUUGAUAGAUGCCAGAAGAACGCUACCUUCCCCCAUACAUAGUGACAACUGUAAAGUUUGGUGGAGGAGGAAUAAAGAGCUCUGGGACUGUUUUUCAUGGUUCGGACUCGUUAGUUCCUCGUGUUUUCACUUCCCCUGAGUUGCAAUACCACUUAAAGAUGAUCCCUCCAUAAAGAUGUUAUAAUUUAUGCGUUGAAUUUAGAAAGACGAACGCUAUAAGAUUUUUUUUUUCAAUUCCAUUGUUGUUGGAAAGGUUUGGUGGUGUCAAAUUGCACAAACAGUAUUGGGAUGACUCCAGAAUAGACCUUGACUUGACUCAUGGAUUGAUAUAUAAUGAACUAUUAACCUCAAUGCCUAGGUCUACAUCUGCUGUCGGUCUACAUUGAUCAAACCCCAACCAGACACUAUUGAAAUUGUCAGAAAAGAGACAUAUCUAUGUGAAGUUAAUGAUGUUUCAGACCAGUUAGAGAGUCCAUCCUGCCCAGAUUAGCUAGUUGUCAUAGUAAUGUUUGAAAGAUAAACCUAAGAUCUGAAGCCUACCAACCUACUGAAAAUGAAAUAAAUGUUCGGCUUGUUUUGUGUCGAGAAGAGUGUCGCUCACAUUGGUCUUUGCUUAAAUUGGGAUUCCAACAUGUUUUAUCAAUAUGCGCAUAAUGGUUUAGGUCAAUAUGCAAAAAAAAUAUUUUGAAGUAAACUAACAGACUUUAUGUAAGAAGACACAGAAUCCUAAACCCCUAGAGAAUAAUAGCUUGAUCUAAUAAAAAAUAAAAAUAAACACCUUUGUCUGCCAGUUGUAUUAUUUAUCAUCGAUUGGCUAAUUUAUGCACCUAAAGAUUUUGUCCAGUGAUAUACCUGACCCUGAUACCUGUUCAGUAAACUGUUAUUACUAACCCCAAUGGUCACUGCUGAUUGGCUAGUCAGUACAACUAAGUCAAAUACACUAAUGCACUGAUUCAAUGACACGUAACUCACCUGUCCUAAUCCUUGAGCAAUUAGGGAGGAAUAGACACGAAUUGACCUUUUUAGAUUAGUGUCUAGUGGUCCCUACUUCAUAUAUAACUGUCAUUUAACCAGCGCUGUUAUCUUUUUCUGCUUGGUUAUUGGGGUCCCUUCUAGGAUCUUGAUUAUUGGGGUCCCUUCUAGGAUCUUGUUUAUUGGGGUCUCUUCUAGGAUCUUGAUUAUUGGGGUCCCUUCUAGGAUCUUCAUUAUUGGGGUCCCUUCUAGGAUCUUGAUUAUUGGGGUCCCUUCUAGGAUCUUGAUUAUUGGGGUCCCUUCUAGGAUCUUGAUUAUUGGGGUCCCUUCUAGGAUCUUGAUUAUUGGGGUCCCUUCUAGGAUCUUGAUUAUUGGGGUCCCUUCUAGGACCUUGAUUAUUGGGGUCCCUUCUAGGACAUUGGUUAUUGGGGUCCCUUCUAGGACCUUGGUUAUUGGGGUCCCUUCUAGGAUCUUGAUUAUUGGGGUCCCUUCUAGGACCUUGAUUAUUGGGGUCCCUUCUAGGACAUUGGUUAUUGGGGUCACUUCUAGGACCUUGGUUAUUGGGGUCUCUUCUAGGAUCUUGAUUAUUGGGGUCCCUUCUAGGAUCUUGAUUAUUUGGGUCCCUUUUAGGAUCUUGGUUAUUGGGGUCCCUUCUAGGACCUUGGUUAUUGGGGUCCCUUCUAGGACCUUGGUUAUUGGGGUCCCUUCUAGGACCUUGGUUAUUGGGGUCCCUUCUAGGACCUUGGUUAUUGGGGUCCCUUCUAGGGCCUUGGUUAUUGGGGUCCCUUCUAGGAGCUUCAUUAUUGGGGUCCCUUCUAGGACCUUGGUUAUUGGUCCCCUUCUAGGAUCUUGAUUAUUGGGGUCCCUUCUAGGAUCUUCAUUAUUGGGGUCCCUUCUAGGAUCUUCAUUAUUGGAGCCCCUUCUAGGACCUUGAUUAUUGGGGUCCCUUCUAGGAUCUUGAUUAUUGGGGUCCCUUCUAGGACAUUGGUUAUUGGGGUCCCUUCUAGGAUCUUGAUUAUUGGGGUCCCUUAUAGGAUCUUGAUUAUUGGGGUCCCUUCUAGGAUCUUGGUUAUUGGGGUCCCUUCUAGGAUCUUGGUUAUUGGGGCCCCUUCUAGGACCUUGGUUAUUGGGGCCCCUUCUAGGAUCUUGUUUAUUGGGGUCUCUUCUAGGAUCUUCAUUAUUGGAGCCCCUUCUAGGAUCUUGAUUAUUGGGGUCCCUUCUAGGAUCUUCAUUAUUGGGGUCCCUUCUAGGACAUUGGUUAUUGGGGUCCCUUCUAGGACCUUGAUUAUUGGGGUCCCUUCUAGGACAUUGGUUAUUGGGGUCCCUUCUAUGAUCUUGGUUAUUGGGGUCCCUUAUAGGAUCUUGAUUAUUGGGGUCCCUUCUAGGAUCUUGGUUAUUGGGGUCCCUUCUAGGAUCUUGGUUAUUGGGGCCCCUUCUAGGAUCUUGUUUAUUGGGGUCUCUUCUAGUAUCUUCAUUAUUGGGGUCCCUUCUAGGAUCUUCAUUAUUGGAGCCCCUUCUAGGAUCUUGAUUAUUGGGGUCCCUUCUAGGAUCUUCAUUAUUGGGGUCCCUUCUAGGAUCUUCAUUAUUGGAGCCCCUUCUAGGUCCUUGAUUAUUGGGGUCCCUUCUAGGAUCUUGAUUAUUGGGGUCCCUUCUAGGAUCUUGAUUAUUGGGGUCCCUUCUAGGAUCUUGGUUAUUGGGGUCCCUUCUAGGAUCUUGGUUAUUGGGGUCCCUUCUAGGAUCUUGGUUAUAGGGUGCACUUCUAGGAUCUUCAUUAUUGGAGCCCCUUCUAGGACUUUGAUUAUUGGGGUCCCUUCUAGGAUCUUGGUUAUUGGGGUCCCUUCUAGGACCUUGAUUAUUGGGGUCCCUUCUAGGAUCUUGAUUAUUGGGGUCCCUUAUAGGAUCUUGAUUAUUGGGGUCCCUUCUAGGAUCUUGGUUAUUGGGGUCCCUUCUAGGACCUUGAUUAUUGGGGUCCCUUCUAGGACAUUGGUUAUUGGGGUCCCUUCUAUGAUCUUGGUUAUUGGGGUCCCUUAUAGGAUCUUGAUUAUUGGGGUCCCUUCUAGGAUCUUGGUUAUUGGGGUCCCUUCUAGGAUCUUGGUUAUUGGGGCCCCUUCUAGGAUCUUGUUUAUUGGGGUCUCUUCUAGUAUCUUCAUUAUUGGGGUCCCUUCUAGGAUCUUCAUUAUUGGAGCCCCUUCUAGGAUCUUGAUUAUUGGGGUCCCUUCUAGGAUCUUCAUUAUUGGGGUCCCUUCUAGGAUCUUCAUUAUUGGAGCCCCUUCUAGGUCCUUGAUUAUUGGGGUCCCUUCUAGGAUCUUGAUUAUUGGGGUCCCUUCUAGGAUCUUGAUUAUUGGGGUCCCUUCUAGGAUCUUGAUUAUUGGGGUCCCUUCUAGGAUCUUGGUUAUUGGGGUCCCUUCUAGGAUCUUGGUUAUUGGGGUCCCUUCUAGGAUCUUGGUUAUAGGGUGCACUUCUAGGAUCUUCAUUAUUGGAGCCCCUUCUAGGACUUUGAUUAUUGGGGUCCCUUCUAGGAUCUUGGUUAUUGGGGUCCCUUCUAGGACCUUGAUUAUUGGGGUCCCUUCUAGGAUCUUGAUUAUUGGGGUCCCUUAUAGGAUCUUGAUUAUUGGGGUCCCUUCUAGGAUCUUGGUUAUUGGGGUCCCUUCUAGGAUCUUGGUUAUUGGGGCCCCUUCUAGGACCUUGGUUAUUGGGGCCCCUUCUAGGAUCUUGUUUAUUGGGGUCUCUUCUAGGAUCUUCAUUAUUGGGGUCCCUUCUAGGAUCUUCAUUAUUGGAGCCCCUUCUAGGACCUUGAUUAUUGGGGUCCCUUCUAGGAUCUUGAUUAUUGGGGUCCCUUCUAGGAUCUUGAUUAUUGGGGUCCCUUCUAUGAUCUUGGUUAUUGGGGUCCCUUCUAUGAUCUUGGUUAUUGGGGUCCCUUCUAGGAUCUUGGUUAUUGGGGUCCCUUCUAGGAUCUUGGUUAUUGGGGUCCCUUCUAGGACCUUGAUUAUUGGGGUCCCUUCUAGGACCUUGAUUAUUGGGGUCCCUUCUAGGACCUUGAUUAUUGGGGUCCCUUCUAGGACCAGAUUCAAGUCUUUGGAGUUCAUGCAAGCAAGGCGUUUGAGGUUUUCACUUGGAAGCGUUUCAGUGCUGAGUUUUGGGGUGCAUGUGGUAUUGGUUACAUGCAGGGUGGAAUUGGGUGGGGAAAAUGAGCUGAAUUCCUAGUACUAUGACAACUUAGCAAAAUGUGGUAACUUAGCCAUUUUUAUUUUUCCUUCAAUUCCACUCCUGGUUACAUGUUUUAGAUUGAUUCUUGAUCUGUGCUUCCCAUUCUAACAAUCAAUUAAAAGAUUCUAAGAUUGAUUCAAGAUUGAUCGAUUGAGAUCAGAUAUUAAACAAAUGUACACUAACACGGUUAGCAAUUUAACAUGGCAUUAACCAUGAUCUCUGUCCUAUAGACAAGCCUUACUAUACUGUGCUGUGUCAGAUUACAAAUACUCUUUACCAUGCAGUCUUCUGUAACAUACAGUAUAUGUGUCCUCUAAACAUGAAAGACUAUACAUUGUAUCGGGAUUGGCGUCAGUCAAUUCAGGAAGUGAUAUGAAUUUUUAAAAUCCAAGCAUGUAAAAAAAUAAAAAAUGCUUAAGAUAAAUGUUCUUCUCCUUUUCAGACUACCCAGAAGUCACUGAAAAUAGAUGCCCUUUUUCAGUUAAUUUCCUGAAGUCGUUGACUUCCAUUGGAAUUGACCCUGUACCUGCUUUGUAUUAAUCAAUUAGUUAUUUGGAAGAUAAAAACAGUUGGCAUGUUUUUAAAGUGGAUUUGUGGUAUUUUUUAACUAAUGAAGUGAAAAUAAAGAGAUAUAUUUAU
This is a messenger RNA of Oncorhynchus kisutch (coho salmon), 9012 nucleotides long. Its product is annotated as ras-related protein Rab-12. The record is from RefSeq and is a predicted model, not a curated record. The transcript has 5 exons. The coding region runs from base 6496 to 8370 and encodes 624 amino acids. Lineage: Eukaryota; Metazoa; Chordata; Actinopteri; Salmoniformes; Salmonidae. Gene Ontology annotation, molecular function: GTP binding; GTPase activity. Gene Ontology annotation, biological process: Rab protein signal transduction.